UGUUAUCCGGACGCACUCCGCUCCUCUGAGUUUUUCUCUUUUUCCCCCGGUUUUUUUCGCGUGUUGCCCCGGUUUUUUCUCUCCGUCUCUCCGGCCCCCCUCGCCUCGCGUCUUGGGGUUUUUUGCCCGGGCAGCGCCGCAAAUGCGUGAAGGAGGAGAGCUCCGACCCUGCCAAGACGCGAUCAAUCGGCUGCAGGGACAGGGACAGGGGUGCUCUUUGCUCCACUCGGCAACCUUAUUUAAUACGGUUUUCUCUUAAGCAUAAGCUGCUCCUGUAACAGGCUUAAGUCUUGUUUUAUCUCGACGAGUAUUAAGGCUUACGCGAGUGUUAGUGCGUGCGAGGGAGACGGCCUCUUCCGUGCUCGGCGGUGCGAGGGAGACGCGCGCCGCCUAAUCCGCCAUGUGUGCCACUGCCUCCGUUCCAGUGUUAAUAUCAACAAUGCAAACUCAUUGAAAAGUGUCGCUAUGUGCCUUUUAAGAAUUUUACGCGUACUAAUCAGUGAAUCCUUUUUAUCUGCCUGAUUCCCAUCCGGACGUCCGACACCACUAAACUCAAAACCAGCCUCUCCUGGCUCUCCAUGUGGCCAAAUAGCCUUGCAGCUGGGUGCAAUGCAGAUGGUGAGCUGGCUUUCCCGCCGUUCAGCAGCGGGCUGCAGCAGUGCGGGAGCUCGGUCGGAGCCGCCGUCGGCGUCGGUGUGGGCGUCGGCAUGGCCUCCUACAUCAAACCUUACUCCGUCAACAGCAUCGUUGACUCCUUCCACGGCUACACAGCAGGUCAGUGUCACACACACUGCUUCCCUCAAUUCUCAACGAAUCCGCGAAAGCAAAGGCGAGAGAGGACUACGUUCACGAGAGCACAGCUGGACGUGUUGGAGGCACUCUUCGCCAAGACCAGGUAUCCGGACAUCUUCAUGCGGGAGGAGGUCGCGCUUAAAAUCAAUCUACCCGAAUCAAGAGUGCAGGUGUGGUUCAAGAACCGGCGGGCGAAGUGCCGGCAGCAAGUGAAGCAGCAUCAGCAGCAGCACAACGGGAGCGGGGGCGGGGGCGGCGAGAAGACGUCGAGUCGCCACGGAAGCAAGAGCAAAGGCGCCUCGGGCAACAGCACCUCCAACGCCAACGCGGUGUCCUCCAAGGCCGGCACCGGGGGCACCGGGGGGGCCGGACACCCGACGAGCACCGCCCCCACCCCCACGGCCCCCUCGCUCUCCUUCAACACCAACACCACCAGCUCCUCGGCCAGCUCGCCCCUCGUCCCCUCCACGCCACACCACCGGGGGGUCGACUCCCCCGCCACCCCCACGCACUCGCCCUACAUCAAACCUCUGCUCAGUGCUACGCCGCCCAUACCCUCCGUUUACACCUCAGUUGCAAAUGCAUCAAUAUGGAGUCCUGCAAUUUUAGAUUCAUGUAUAGAUAGAUCACCAUCGGGAUCUGGAUACAGUGGUGGGUCCACCAACACCGUCAAUAGUGCUGUCACCACUUAUCCUAACUCCCAUCAUCACGCUCAUCAAAAUUAUAAUUCAUAUUACUCAAAUACCGACUACUUGGGCUCUUCAGGGGUCAUGGCACACUCUCAGCUGUCUAGUGAAAACGGUUUGGACUCAUCAUGGGUGAAGAGAGAAGAUUCCUCGUGGUUUUACAAUUCCUCCAGCUGGGAGAGGAAGUGAGAUCAUACUAGAUAAUCUUUCUUGACUGCAGUCGUUUUAUCGUGCUUGUUGUGAUAUCACAAACAACAGACAAGGCGAACUUUAAGAACAGAACAAGAUCUCACUACUCAUAAGACUGGACUAUUGGACUAAUCCCUGCGUAUGUGUUAUAAUAAUGCCCCGUACGUAGCAACUGGCAAGUUCUGUAAUCACUAUUGUGCGCCAAUCUCACAAUUAAUUCGUAAAGUUUUUAUUUACAUUCAACCUCAAGAAAAGGUCCAAUAACGUAAUAAACCUUUAUAAAACUUGACUUGUGACAAGAACAAAUGCUUUUU
Messenger RNA from Bemisia tabaci, 1981 nucleotides. RefSeq lists its product as uncharacterized. Gene Ontology annotation, biological process: regulation of transcription by RNA polymerase II. Lineage: Eukaryota; Metazoa; Arthropoda; Insecta; Hemiptera; Aleyrodidae. Gene Ontology annotation, cellular component: nucleus. The record is from RefSeq and is a predicted model, not a curated record. Gene Ontology annotation, molecular function: RNA polymerase II cis-regulatory region sequence-specific DNA binding; DNA-binding transcription factor activity, RNA polymerase II-specific.